AUGUCUUCUGAGAAGUUAGACGAGAACCAUCAGCCUAAAAAGCUGUCCUUUCCACGUGGAUCCCAGGACAAGGAGACUUCUGACUCCACGACGCUGACAUACUCUGUUAGCCAGACCAUCAACACCCAGAAGCCGCAGCAGUUUGCCGAGAUGCACCUGGCUGAAAUACAAAAGUUGUUUGAGAAGGAGACAGGCAAGAGUGGAGCCCUGGACAAGAAAACUUUUACCAGGAUCAUGAAGAGGGUGAUGAGCAACAUGACGGAGGAGAUGCUUGAGGUGCUCUUCUUGAAGGUGGACUCAGACUGCAAUGGAUUUGUCAAAUGGCAAGAGUAUGUGGAUUAUAUGAUGCGUGAGUUCCAGGGCAAGGAGGAGAUAAGGAAGAGCCAAUACCGCCUGCGCUUCCACCUUCCCAUGACCAUCAUUCCCCUGCAUCAUGGGAGCGAGAUUGUGAAAGUGGAAUUUUUAUUCAAACGGUUCAAAACGAUGGGGUAUUUCCUGACUGUUACCAAAGACGGGCUCCUCCAGUUCUGGUCUGAGGCCUUCUCAAUGAUAUCCUCCUUUCGGCUUGCCCAGCCCCAGCAGUUCUACCACCAGCAGAUGUGGGUGGUUGACAUGAUAUGUCUGCACAACAUGAACCUCAUCGCAGUUGCCUCGACUGAGCUAAAGAUAGAGUUCUAUGAUAUCAGUAACCAAAAGUGUAUCCGGGUCUUUACCUUUAUUGACAUGGAUAGCUGUGUCAUGGUCAUGAACUAUUGGACGGACAACUGCAAAGGUGUGUUCUGCUUCGGGGACGCCAAGGGCAACGUGGUCAUCUUCAUCACUGAAAAUGUGGCUAGCGGACUGUUCAACCCACAAAUCCUUCCCCGGACCGCCAAAUGGGAUCAAUGGAUCAAUAUUCCCUUGCAGAAACUCUUAAAUGAGAAGUCCUCUCAGUACAGAAAUUUCCGAGUGAAGAGUCUCCACUCCACUUGGUGUCAGCAGAUCAAGUUCAUCCCCCAGCUGAAUGUGGUAGCCUCGUGUUCAGCCAUUGAGAGGUCCUCUCUUGUUCUGAUAAUACUGCCAGCCAAAGGCCCUGAGAAACCCAGGUUAUCAUCGCUGAAUUUAAGAAAAGGAAUUCUUUGCUUUGAUUACUGUCCAGAGAGGAACUUUUUGGUCACUGGUGGCUAUGACCCCCACAUCCGCCUGUGGAACCCCUUGGUCUCAAAGAGGCCAGUGUGGCUGAUGAAGGGACACCAGACAUCAGUGACGCACCUCCUCGUGAACAGCAAGUACACCAGCAUCCUCAUCAGCAUUUCCAGGGACAAGAACAUUCGAGUGUGGGACCUGCAUGACUAUGCGUGCCUCCAGUCCUUCUGUGGGAAGUUUUUCCCUCUGGGCAGCUGCCCCAUCACCAGCGCCUACUUCCACAGAGACAGCACCCUCAUCUGUAGCACCUACAACAUUGGGAUCCUUGGAGGAUACUUGGAGUCCCAGGGCCCCACGAAAACAGGGAAGAUGACAACUCACAGCUCAAUCCUGUGUGCCGUCCUCUAUAGCAAGAUAUUUAAACAGGUGGUGAGUGGCUGCCUAGUGGGCACCGUGAGUGUGUGGGACAUCACCACGGGCAAGAAGCAGAUGGAGUUCUCUGUGUGUGGCAUCCAGCAAGCCGAGCUGACCGCCAUGGCACUGGAUGAGUCGGAACGGUGUCUGCUCACAGGCUUGCGUGACGGCAUAUUGCAGAUGUGGAACUACAACACUGGGGAGUGCCUGAUGAGCUUUCCCAACCCGGACGGAGUGGAGAUUAGUGGAAUUGUCCACAUGAAGAAAGCAUACUACAUGGCAGGGUGGAGCAAGAGAAUCACCCAUUUCACAUUCCACAGGACCAUGCUGGUACUCUCCUGCUACCACUGGCAGACCUUUCACACGGAGGACAUCCUGUGCAUGGCCAAGUAUCAGAACCAGUUCCUUGGGACCGCUUCCUACAAUGGCGACAUCAUUUUCUGGAAUGUGAGCAUGUUGAAGCCCAUCUUGAGUUUCAAUGCCUCUAGGAGCCCUUUGCCUAUACAGCUGAAGAAGGUACAGUCAUAGUGCCUUGCAUUCUCCUACUUUCCUAGGCACAUUUCACUCCAAUCACAGUCUCCUUUUAUUUUUGUCUGGGCUAAACCUCCCAGUGGUCAAACAGCCAAAUUAUCUACUGAGUGCCCCAGUGAAACAAUUCUCAAACAGCCGGGUCAAAAAGAUGCUCAGAAGAAAAAGGUGGAUUUCUGGGGGAAGCUGAGCCUGCAUCCCAAUGUGUCCGUGGAAAAGAUAAUUUUUCUGCAGUCCAGACCUCGCCUGCCAUACACAGCUACCAUGCUGAGCAGCUGCAUCGACGGCUUCAUCUACGCCUGGUCCAUCCACGGGAAUGGAGGUCUGCUGGGGAAGUUCCCUGUGGACCUUGAAGAGAAUGGUGAGAAUACUGCUGUGGGUGCCAUGGCCACCGAUGAGAACGACUGGAUCCUCCUCACAGGGGACAGCAAAGGGGUCAUCAAGAUCUGGGACAUCAAGGAUUACUGCUUAUUUACUGGCUGGAAACCAUACCAUCCCAGCGAGGUCAAAAACGGUGAAAGAAAGAAUAAAUUCCGGCUCUUAAUUUCUAAGCAACUCCAGUUCCAACCUGUGAACGCCAUUCCACGGAAGGAGAAGGAGGUUGUGGAGGGCCACACCAUUUCUCUGGUUCCCCCACCACUUCUGGUUUCCUGGACUAGCCACGUGGAAAGCAUAGCAGAUAUCCUGUUUGUGGAAAGCUUCCAGGUGGUUAUCAGUGCUGGCAAGGACCGGGACGUCAAGGCUUGGAAACUCACCGGUGAUGCCAUAGGAACAUUUGGCCUGCACAUUUGGGAGGAACUGCAGGAUGGCCUGAGCAUAGACGAUCUGGAGCAGAUGGCAAGUGUGGAGGAGAAGCCCGACUCUGUCCAUUCCACUAUCAGCAGCUCCUGGCUGGAGCUGCGAAAGGAACUGGAUGCAGCCCUGUUGCACCAGCAGUGUGAGCAGGCAGCACUGAUGGCCCUCCUGCACGGCAAAGAGGAGAAGGAAGCGGAGGCAUGGGCCAGGUUGCACCAGAUGUCCCUCAUCUCCCCCUGGAAGGGCAGAGAACAGUUUGAGGAAGAGACCGAGGAGAGCUGGAAUGAAUGGGUUAAGGACAAGCAGGUAAGCACAAUCGUGGGAGCGGCGUACAAACCCAAGGAACGCGUGCGGAACGCCAACCUCCUGGUGUCCAGGGUGCAGUAUAACUGGAUGCGGCAGCAGAUCUCCCCUCAGAUCUAUCAAAGCCUGUGCUACACCGACCUUAAGCCAGUCCUGCAUCCCGACUUCCUGAUGUUUAGGGUCCUGGACCAGCAGAGCCGGCACAUCCGCUGGGUGGCCAGUGAUAUCCAGAAUGAGCUGGAAGCUGUCCGUGGUCAGAUCUUCACAGGAACCAGCAACACACCUCUUGGCUCCAUCUCCUCCCUCUCCGCGAAUUCCCUGGGAGCAUCAGCCUCCCGGGUUAUGGACCCUACCCCUGUGAAGCCUUCUGCAUCCUGCCCGAGACCUUUCUCAGCCUCUCCAGCUCUGUCUGUCUCUUCUCUAUCACCCCAGACCUUCUCCCGCAGAGGUCAGAAAACCCAAUGCCAGUUGAUCCCUUUCUCAUUCAACAUCCAAACCCUGGGGGAGUAGCGUUCAUGUCCUCUAUGAAGAGUGGCUUCUACCUCAUGUUUUGAGGUGUUUAUUCUUUUCUCUAUUCUGUAACAGGGGAUCCAUAAGGCGUUGCAUGUCCCUGGCUUAUUCUCCUCUAGGCCUAGGGGAUGCAGCCCUUUCCCCAGGGGCUACCACACUGUGUCUGUCUGGAUAAAUCCAGCUGUCUUGUGGCUCUGCACAAUUCUGGAGAAGACAAUAAAUGUUCUGUGUU
Molecule: messenger RNA, 3907 nt
Organism: Psammomys obesus (fat sand rat)
Lineage: Eukaryota; Metazoa; Chordata; Mammalia; Rodentia; Muridae
Gene: Efcab8
Product: EF-hand calcium binding domain 8
Exons: 25
Molecular function (GO): calcium ion binding; protein binding
Source: RefSeq, a predicted model, not a curated record